CGCUUCGCCGCCCGCCCGGUCCCGUCUGGCCUCGGCGCCGAGGGAACGCUGUCCCGGCGGCCGCAACGUUAGCAGCCUGUCCCGGCGCCCCGGUGCCUGCGCUGCGUCCAGCCAUGACCCUGUGCCCCUCGCGCCUUCCGCUCCAUCUGCUGCUGCUGCUGUGGCUCAGAGGGGCGGUGUGCCGGGCAGACGCCGGCUUCGAAACCGAAAGUCCCGUGCGGACCCUCCAAGUGGAGACCCUGGUGCAGCCCCCCGAGCCAUGCGCGGAGCCCGCUGCUUUUGGAGACACGCUUCACAUACACUACACGGGCAGCUUGGUAGAUGGACGCAUAAUUGACACCUCUCUGACCAGAGACCCCCUGAUUAUAGAACUUGGCCAAAAGCAGGUGAUUCCAGGUCUGGAGCAAAGCCUUCUAGACAUGUGUGUGGGAGAGAAGCGGAGAGCAAUCAUCCCGUCUCACUUGGCUUAUGGGAAACGGGGCUUUCCACCAUCUAUCCCAGCGGAUGCAGUGGUGCAGUAUGACGUCGAGCUGAUUGCCCUGAUCCGAGCCAACUACUGGCACAAGCUGGUGAAGGGUGUCUUGCCGCUGGUAGGCAUGGCCAUGGUGCCAGCCCUCCUGGGCCUCAUUGGCUAUCACCUGUACAAAAAGGCCAACACACCCAAAGUCUCCAAAAAGAAGCUCAAGGAAGAGAAGCGAAAUAAGAGCAAAAAGAAAUAAAUAAUGUCAUUCAGAGAA
Molecule: messenger RNA, 737 nt
Organism: Lepus europaeus (European hare)
Lineage: Eukaryota; Metazoa; Chordata; Mammalia; Lagomorpha; Leporidae
Gene: FKBP11
Product: FKBP prolyl isomerase 11
Exons: 6
Coding region: 114-719 (201 amino acids)
Biological process (GO): protein peptidyl-prolyl isomerization
Molecular function (GO): peptidyl-prolyl cis-trans isomerase activity
Source: RefSeq, a predicted model, not a curated record